This is a messenger RNA of Bactrocera dorsalis (oriental fruit fly), 1207 nucleotides long. RefSeq lists its product as uncharacterized. Gene Ontology annotation, molecular function: catalytic activity. Bases 173 to 1207 code for a protein of 344 amino acids. Lineage: Eukaryota; Metazoa; Arthropoda; Insecta; Diptera; Tephritidae. The transcript has a single exon. The record is from RefSeq and is a predicted model, not a curated record.
CCUCCAUCAUGCAAAGGCGGCUUCCGCCAAUCUACUGCUUCGUCUGGAGCAAGACGAAGCCGAUGUGGUCCUGAUCCAGGAACCGUGGCUAACUAGCAACGGAAUAUCUGGACUAAGGACGAAGAGACACAAGCUGCUGGCGGCCAAGGAUGCAGGUAGAAAUAGAGCCUGUAUGCUGGUCAGAAACGAACUAACGGUAUUUCUUUUACCUAAUUUCAGCAACGCUGACGUAGUUACAGCAAAGCUGGAGUGCGACACCGGGAAUAUCUGGCUUGUCGCUGCGUAUAUGCCUCACGACGAUGAGGUGGGGCCACCUCCCGCAUUACUAAGGAGGACCUUGGAGGAAGCGUCCAGGAAUGGUGCUGAUGUCAUCAUCGGCUCGGACGCCAACUCGCGACAUUCGAUCUGGGGGAGCUCGGAUACCAACACUAGAGGUGAGUCGCUUUUUGAUUUUAUUAUUAGCGAAUAUCUUUGCAUCUGCAACAGGGGAAAUUCUCCUACUUUUGUGACCGCAGGCAGGGAGGAGGUUCUCGAUCUCACCCUAGCCUCACACAGGAUUGCCCCGCUGAUCUCGAACUGGAGGGUUAUCGAUGACCACUCCUUUUCGGAUCAUAGAUAUAUCGGAUUUAGUAUUGACGGAGAAGGUCCUCCUAGGAAAUCUUUCAGAAAUCCUCGAAACACGGACUGGGAAGGUUACCGCAGAAAGCUUCGGCAAACUCUUCCACGCGCACCGGGGGUGGACACGCUGGCCACCGCCGAUGUGGUGGAUGGGUGGGUCGAGGCUUUCAGCUCGGCGUGCAUCACUGCACUGGAGAGCUCCUGUCCAUUGAAAACACCGAAGGGUAGAGGUAAACCUCAAUGGUGGACUUUGGAGCUCUCGGAAAUCAGGGCGUCCUGUAGACGCUUAUUCAACAAGGCCGGUAGGAGUGGGCUACCCGAUGAUUGGGUCCUGUAUAAAACAGGACUUUCGAUAUACAAGUCCGAGCUAAGAAGGGCUAAGAGGAUCUCGUGGAAGAGCUUCUGCGAAAAAGUGGAGGGCUUUCACGAGUCCUCUAGAUUCAGGCGAAUUCUCGCGAAAAACCCUGUGUCCCUGGGGUACCUUAAGGAUGUAGAUGGGAAAUGGGCGCUGAGCAGUGAAGAGACACUACAGAUGCUCCUUAAUGCUCACUUCCCUAGUAACACGUCCUCUACGGAGGUGCCUCUCUGA